Messenger RNA from Mauremys mutica (yellowpond turtle), 1041 nucleotides. It is a transcript of the gene NTS, whose product is annotated as neurotensin. Gene Ontology annotation, molecular function: neuropeptide hormone activity. The record is from RefSeq and is a predicted model, not a curated record. The transcript has 4 exons. The coding region runs from base 165 to 662 and encodes 165 amino acids. Gene Ontology annotation, cellular component: axon terminus; extracellular region. Lineage: Eukaryota; Metazoa; Chordata; Testudines; Geoemydidae.
UUAGGGAAUGGUCUAGGGCUCUCCUUAUGGUUCAGACACUCACAAGUCCGCUCAAGGCAGCGAGGGAAAGAAGCAGCUGUACUUUCUCUCUCUUUCUGUCUGUGUCUGUCUCUCUCAUCUCUUCUUCUUAGUAUUUAUGGACUUUACUUUCUAGAGGGCUGAAGAUGGCAAGAAUGAGAAUUCAACUGGUGUGCAUGAUCCUGCUGGCUUUCACCUCCUGGAGUCUGUGCUCAGAUUCAGAAGAGGAAAUGAAAGCGUUAGAAGCAGAUUUAUUGACCAAUAUGUAUACAUCAAAGCUUAACAGAGUGAAACUUCCUUACUGGAAGAUGACCCUGCUCAAUGUGUGCAGUCUUAUAAACAACAUAAACAACCAAGCAGAGGAAACAGCAGAGUCUGAGGAAGAUGACCUCCUUCCGAGAGGACAGUUUCCUGCUGCUCUAGAUGGCUCCAGCUUGGAAGCGAUGCUGACAAUAUACCAGCUCCAAAAAGUCUGCCACAGCAGAGCCUUUCAGCACUGGGAGAUACUUCAGCAGGAUGUUUUCAAUCAAGAGGAUUCAAACCAAGAUAUAAUGAAGAGAAAAACUCCUUAUAUCCUGAAACGGCAACUACAUGUUAACAAAGCCAGAAGACCAUACAUACUCAAGAGAAGUUCAUACUACUGAUGCAGCAAAGACAGCAAUGUAUAUUUAGUUUGAGUAACUGUGCUUUAUGGUUCUUAUUUAAAUCUAAAAUCAUUUGUGUGAAAAAUAUACUAUGAAAAAUCAUCAAGAUUAUAACAUAACUGUGUCUUUUUUGCAAUUGUUGUUUCUUGAAUGUGAUUUUUCCUACUUGAGAUUAAUUGGACCAAAACAUUUACAAAUAAAUCUAGUUUCUAAGCAUGAUGUAUUGUACAAAUCUGAGAUUUCAACAUAUUUGCUACAAUAUAAAGGGUUUUUUGUGUGUGUGUUAUAAAAUACACCUUCCUACACCAAAAAGUAAAUCAAUAGUCCAUAAACACCAGUAAAUAUCAUAAAAUGUCUCAAACACCUCAAAACCAAUCUA